AUGGAUGUCCACGAGUGGCAGCUGCCGCUGUCGACAGUCCGACUACGACAGCACGACGAUCCUUCCGUCCUUUGUCGAACGCAAGCCACGCAGUUGCCGAGCAAGAGAGACAAAAAAGGGGCUGGGGGGCUCUUCAAUCGCCACGCGACUCUCUGUGCAGCACCAGCAGCAGCUGUCCUUUCUCUCCCGACUGGCGGUCAGCUGAAACAGCAUGCGACAUGUCGCGCCUCGAUCCGCUCUGUAUCCAUCAACGUGACGUCACCCUAUUGGGUCGAUCUGUGCUCGUCUCGAAACGACUGCACCAUUUCAGCUUGCUCGCUCUUGUUCCAAAUUGCGCGCACGCCCGUCGUUUCUCCUCUUGCUAGUCACGCCCAUGGAGCGCGCAAGUCGCGGCGUCGGCGAUGCCAGCAGCACCAGCAGCAGCAGCAGCAGCAACAACGAAGACGCGUCCGACCUGACCGCGUACCACCGUCUGCCGUCGCCGUCCGCCCCGCCGCUGUCACCGCGCGCGUCGAGCCGUUGCCCCCAGUGCGCGCACCCGUUCCCGCCAGUGCGGACAGCAAUCCUUCGAAAUUCUUCCACCGCAAUCAGACGGUCGACGUCUUGCCGCGCGACCCGUCGUGGGCUGUACCAAAAGAGCGGCACAACCACGACCUCUUCCGCACGUUCACGUCGCAGCAGCCGCUCGCGGGGCGGCCGCGGCUGCUCCACGACAACGACAUCGUUGAGGCGCACGGGCGUCCCCAGGGCCUUGGCUCCAGUGCGAAUGCUGCUGCUGCACCCGCGAGCUGGCGGUUGUUUUACCGCAACUUGCCGCGGUCGCUGCGGUUCCGCCAGAACACACGGUCGACCACGCGGUACAUUGAUCCAGCGAACGCGGCGUCGCUGCGGUCGCGCGUGCGGGCGCGCAGACACGAGGAGCACGUGCGCAACGCGUGGCACACGUCAGGUCGGGACAGUUUCGACGACGAGGACGCGGCACCUGCGAGUGCGCGUGAGAUGACGGACUUUGAGCGCGAGAUGCUGCUGAUGAGCGCGCGGGCGGGAGACGUGGAGACGGAGCCGACGGACGGGACGACGGGAUCGAGACGCGGGGGAGUGACAAAAGCCAAUGGCGGCGGUAGUCGAAAGCACGUGCUGGAUCGAAUGAGCAGUUUAAUGUCCACGGACUCGCAGCAGACGGUGACGGCUGGACGUGACGGCGGGAAGCAGUUUAAGAUCGUUAAGAUCAACGAUGGCAACAACGUACCCAAGCGCGUGCCCCGGGUGUCUACAAGACACGACGGGGACGACAGCGGUGGAGAUGGCAAUGCGACGACCGCAGCAGGAGACGAGGAGGUGGAGGAGGAGGAGUUUUUUGUGUCGAAUGAAGUCAAGACGUCGCAGUACACGUGGUGGAGCUUCGUGCCCGUGUUUCUGUACUUGACGUUUCAAAAGACGGCAAAUCUUUAUUUCCUGCUUAUUGGGAUUUUCCAGAUGAUCCCGUCCGUGUCGCCAACUGAUGGCGUCCCACUGCAGUUUAUCCCCUUGGCUAUUGUGACCGUCAUUGACGGUAUCUUUGCUGGGUAUGAAGAUUAUAAGCGACACGUGGCCGACGACUUGGCCAAUUCGGCCAAGACGCGGGUGUACAAUCGUCAACUGCGCGAGUUUGAAGAGGUUGAGUGGCGUGAGCUAAAAGUGGGCGACUUUGUCAAGGUCGGGAAUCGGGAGAUCUUACCAGCUGAUAUUAUGAUCAUGGCUGUGAUUCCCGCGGAAGGAGCGCGUUCGAAUGGCAAUACAGGUCUGUGUUACGUUGAAACGAAGAAUCUGGACGGCGAGACGAAUCUCAAACUACGGGAAGCUCCAGCACCGACACGGAAUAGUUUCCAGAGCGAAGAAGAAGCUGGAUACAUUGUCCAAGGCUAUGUGGAGAGCGAACUUCCAAACGCUGAUAUAAACACGUACUCGGGCACAAUACAUCUCGAAGAGAGUCCGACUGGGGCCAACUCUGGAGGGGUUCCUCUCACGUUGAAAAACAUGCUGCUUCGUGGCAGCAAACUGCGCAACACUAGCUACGUCUAUGGUCUUGUGGUGAAUACUGGCAUCGAUACUAAAAUCAUGAUGAGCUCUGGUGACGAGUUUUCGGUGAAAGUUUCGUCAAUCGACGAGAUGACCAAUAAGCAAGUGAUUGUCGUAGUCGUGAUUUUGGUGCUGAUGUCGCUCGUUGGUGCUGCUGGGGACCGAAUCUGGAUGAAUGGCUUGAUUACACCACCUUAUUUGGAGCAGGAUGGCUGGGAUGACAACUUUGUCGUCACGUUUGUAUACUUCUUCACGACACUCGCCUCUAUGGUGCCAAUUACGUUGUAUGUUUCCAUCACACUCGUCAAGGCUUUGCAAGGCUACUUCAUGGAACGCGAUCUUGACAUGUAUGACGAAGCGAGCGGUACUCCUGUCAAAGUUCGCAACAUGCAGCUCAACGAGCAGCUUGGUCAGAUUUCGCACAUCUUUUCCGACAAGACAGGCACGCUUACAUGUAACAAAAUGGAAUUUCGUAAGUGUAGCAUAGGAGGUCGGAGCUACGGCAAGGGAACGACAGCCAUCGGUGUCGCUGCUCGCAUGCGAAACGAUUACAAAGGAGAGCAACUUCAGGACGAAGAUCCUGCCGAUGAGAAGGACGUCUUACCUUUUGACGCACGCGCGGCAGCUCCAACGCUGAAUGUGAAGUUUAAUGACAAGACGAUAUGGCAGGAUAUGCAGGCCAAAGGUGACCCUCAAAGCGGGAAGAUUGAAGAGUUUAUGACCCUUUUAGCACUAUGCCAUGGUGUUUUGAUUGAGCGCCUUGAUCCUUGUGAAGAGGAUGUAAGUCCUUCGAUUGGCUACUCAGCUUCCUCUCCGGACGAACUCGCUCUUGUUUGCGGCGCAAAGCACUUUGGCUACGAGUUCAUCGACCGCGAAUCGGGAAGUGUGUCUGUUAAGAAAUUUGAUGGCACUGUCGAUCAGUACGAUAUACUGGAAGUUUUUGAGUUUGACUCGAACCGAAAACGAAUGUCGGUUGUUGUGCAGCGUCGAAAACGUGACGACGAGCUCCGUCUGAUAUCGGACUGCGAAGAGGAAGACGUGCUGAUUCUUACCAAAGGAGCCGAUAGUAUGUUGUUUCCUCGCCUGGAUCCGAUGUCCGUGAACAAUCGAGAUGUAUGUGCUGCCACAGAGAAGCAUCUGGCAGCUUUCGCGCAAGAUGGACUUCGAACGCUAGUUGUGUGUGCGAAACGUAUAAAGCCUCAAGUGUGGGAACAGUUCUAUGCAAAGUAUCGUCACUUGUCAGCUGAUCUGAAUGAAGUUCAGGCGAAGUCGCUUGGCGAGCCGAACGGUAUUGAUAAACUUCAGGAUCAAAUGGAGUCGAACCUGGAGUUACUCGGUGCUACUGCUAUUGAGGAUCGUUUGCAGGAUGAUGUACCUGCAACGAUGGAAUCCUUAGCCAAAGCUGGAAUUUGUAUUUGGGUGCUUACGGGGGACAUGGAGGAGACGGCUAUCAACAUUGGUUAUGCUUGCCGACUGCUUAAUAACGAUAUGAAGCGUCACGUAAUUAAUGCGGCAAAGUAUCGGACGAAGGGCUCGAUUUUACGGAAACUCGACAAGGUUUUCCACUCGAUCAAUGACAUGAAUGAUAAUGAGUCGCAUGCGCCGACCGUGGGUGCCUUUUCGGCCUUAUCACUGCCACCCGCCAAUGAAGAGCAUGCGUUAGUUAUUGACGGGGCGUCAUUGAACAAGAUAUUGGAAGACCCGUUAUACAACUUGCAUUUGCUGCGUGUGUCGCUAUUGUGCAGGGUUGUGGUCGCUUGUCGAGUCUCACCUCAGCAAAAAGCGCAGCUGGUCGAGUUGGUGAAGCUCAAUGUUCCGGAAUCGCACACGCUUUCGAUUGGUGACGGCGCUAAUGACGUUCCAAUGAUUCAGAGUGCUCACAUUGGUAUUGGCAUCAGCGGGCAAGAAGGUUUACAAGCUGUGAAUAGCUCUGACUAUUCGCUCGCUCAAUUUAAGUUUUUGAGCAACUUGAUCCUGGUACAUGGCCGGUGGAAUUACAAUCGCAUUGCAGCUCUCGUCGUGUACACCUUUUACAAGAAUAUUGCGUACAACGUGUCCAUGUUUUGGCACACGUUAUGGCCAACUGCGUACUCGGGCACAAUGCUUUAUUCAGCCUUAAUCCAGCAAGGCUUCAACCUCGUGUUCACGGCCCUUCCAAUUGUCAUAUUUUCGGUAUACGACAAGGAUUUGCCGAAGAAAACUGUUUUGAAGUUCCCGGCACUCUAUCAUGCCGAGGCGCGUCGAAGGAGUUUUUUUUCGCACAUCAUGUUCUGGAAGUGGAUUGCACUGGGCAUUGUCGAUUCCGUGGGAAUAUACUACGCAAUUUUAGCUGCCGGCUGGAACAUUGAACGUGGAGGCAACACGAUCGAGUUUCUGUCGCUGCAGACCCUCGGCUGGACCAUCUUGUGUAUUGUCGUGAACGCGCGUUUCUGCUUGAUUGUUAACUCGUGGGACAUCCUCGAGAUCGGAAGCAUGGUUCUUACGGUCUUGACAAUUUAUGUGUCCCAAUACGCCAUCGACCAGAUUGACUGGAUUUACGACACGGAUUCGUUGCCAUGGCAAUUCGGUCGCCCUCAGUUCUGGCUUGGUCAAGCGUUUGCCGUGGUGGCAAUUUUGCUGAAAGAUUUCUUCUACGAAGGCUUCCGUCGUCGAUUCUUUCCCGAGUACAUGGAUCUAGUAAAAGAGACACAACACGAUACGUCCUCGAUUUCUUGCGAAGAACUGGCGGAAUUUAAGCCUCCUCUAGUCAAUUACCUAAACCCAGAGCUGGCAGGAAUGAUCGACUACCAGGACCGUCGCGUACAUGAGAGUACAUCGAUUGGGCUCACAGCGCCGCGUCGCUCAGAGCUGUACACAGGAUUUGCUUUUGAUAAACCGGCCAACAUUUUCAAUUGGAUCUUGUCCGGAACAACUAACAACGGUGGCCAGCUCUGUCGGAAGAAGAUCAACGCUGACGUACGCAACGCAAUUUUGAAUUCGGACGACCCAGUGUUGUUCGAGAAUCAGCGCUACCAGCCGUUCUGCGGGUACGGUAGCUCUUUCCCAGGUUACUUGUUGCCUACGGAUCGCAAGCGCUGGAGUGAUCGUUCGGGCAAGAUAAGUGCCCAAGCUCUUCCUAUGGCCGGUCUGGAGCUAAAUAUGGACGUAGCUGGAUGCGAUGCUGAUGGAUGGGUGUACGAGAAAGACUUUGCUUUCUUUCCGUCGAUCCCACCGAACGAAGACGGCGAAGAGGAGAAUGAGGACGAAGCUGUGAGUGAUGUCAGUAGGCGGAGCAGCACCGCUUCGUUCCUAACGUCUCGUGUGAAGAGCAAGAAGAAGAAAGCUAAGAAGGCGCGUCCGCAUCACGGGUUUGUGCGUCGGCGCGAAUGGAAGCUAUCGGACGAGUACAAGGCGCAGGAGGAGUCACAACGAGCACUUGACAGUAGUUCGGUGGUGGAAAGUGACGACAAUCUAGGGCAGUGCUAG
Peronospora matthiolae is the source of this 5523-nucleotide messenger RNA. NCBI's taxonomy places the organism in Eukaryota, Oomycota, Peronosporomycetes, Peronosporales, Peronosporaceae. The record is from the annotation of a GenBank genome assembly.